CCAACUGCAGCUGGAAGGAAUAUCCUGAAGAUCCUAUCAAAUGUUGGAUGUUCUAAAUGAUGAUUUUGCUCUCAAGAGGAAGAGCCCAGCAGCUUGGUGUUCAUGAUGAUAAAAGGGUGGUCUCAGCUGACACUCUAGUCUUCUGGAUGAAACUGCUCUCUCAUUUUCUGUAAAGAAUUCUAAUUCAUACACUUGAUCUAUGUGGAGAAUGAAUUUUGAUUACCCCUCUCCUGGCUGCAGGAUGAGACUUCUUGUGGUCAAGUUAAUCCUGUUUUGGGCAUCCUCAGCUAUGGCAGGCAUUCCAGCUGUGCCUUGGAAAGUGCAGUGUCCAUCACAGUGUGUCUGUCAGAUACGUCCCUGGUACACUCCCAGGUCAGCCUACAGAGAGGCCAAUACUGUGGACUGCAACGACCUAUUUGUCACAGCUGUCCCAAAUGCUCUACCAGCUGGGACUCAUACACUUCUCCUGCAGAGCAACAAUAUUGCACAUCUGGAGCAAGAAGAACUAGGUUACCUGAAAAACCUGACAGAACUAGAUUUGUCUCAGAACAGUUUCUCACAUAUUAGAGAUUUUAAUGCCAGGCAACUACCAAACCUUGUAAGCCUCCACCUUGAAGAGAACCAGUUGGAAAACUUGCCAGAUCAUAGCUUUUCAGGACUUGAAAACCUUGAAGAAUUGUACCUUAAUCACAAUCAACUGAGUGACAUAUCUCCCCAAGCAUUUUCUGGUCUGCAACGUUUACUUCGUCUUCAUCUGAACUCAAACCUACUGACAACACUGAAUAACCAGUGGUUUAAAGAAAUGCCAUCCCUUGAGGUCUUGAUGGUUGGCGGCAAUAAGGUUAGUUCAAUCCUAGACAUGAACUUUAAGGCACUUUCCAAUUUACGGAGUCUUGUUCUGGCGGGUAUGGGGCUUAAGGACAUAUCAGACUUUGCAUUAGAAGGAUUACUUAACUUGGAAAGUCUUUCUUUGUAUGAUAACAAAUUAAUCAGAGUACCAAAAGGUGCUCUGCAAAGGGUGCCAAGCCUGAAGUUUUUGGAUUUGAACAAGAAUCCACUGAGCAGAAUCCAGCAAAAAGACUUUGAAAAUAUGGCUCAGUUAAAGGAACUUGGAUUAAAUAGCAUGGAAGAGCUAGUAUCUAUUGAUGAAUUGGCUUUAGUGAACCUGCCGGAACUGACCAAGUUAGAAGUAACUAACAAUCCUAAGCUUUCUUUCAUCCAUCCCAGGGCCUUCCAGAAACUGCCACGCAUGGAAACGCUAAUGUUGAAUAACAAUGCUCUGAGCUCUUUACACAGAGAAACUGUAGAGUCACUGCCAAACUUGCAGGAAAUUGCUAUGCAUGGAAAUCCUCUGAGAUGUGAUUGCGUUAUCCGUUGGGUGAAUGCCACAGCCUCACAUGUACGCUUUAUGGAACCCCAAUCAACACUAUGUGCCGAGCCUCCAGAAUUAAGGCGUACACAGUUAAGAUUAGUCCCUUUUCGCGAGAUGAGUGAUCGUUGUCUUCCCCUUAUUCCUGUGCCAAGCUUUUCGCCUCGAGUUCGGGCAUCCAGUGGACAAAGCAUAACCUUACACUGCAGAGCACUUGCUGAGCCAGAGCCACAAAUAUAUUGGGUAACCCCCUCUGGAGAGAGGCUAGGAGUAUCUGCAAACUGGGGUGGUUACAAAGUACAAGAAGAAGGCACACUAGAAAUACAGGUAGUCUCAUCUGCCCAUGCUGGAGUAUAUACCUGUGUAGCGCAGAAUUUGGUAGGAGCAGAUUACAAGAGUGUUCACCUCAUGGUCAACCAACUAUACCCACCUAGAGACGAUCCUGUCCAGCUUCAUGUGGGAGAAGUAGGCGAGCGCCAUUUAUUGCUAUCUUGGGUCCCACCACUUAAUGCUCUUGGAUGCAGCCUGCGGUGGAGUUGCCUAACACCUGGUGCCAGUGUUGAACGUGCAAGGCUUCCUGUCGGUCUGAAUUCAUACAAUGUCACAAGACUACUUCCAGGAGAGGAAUGCAGGGUAUGCCUACGUGUCUCCAUCCUUGGGGGCAGAGUGCGAACGGCAUGUGCUAGUGCCAGGACUAGAGAGACUGGCACAGGUUACAAACAUAGAGGACAAAAAGCACUAACUGCACUAGCUUUCUGCUCAUUGUUGGUGGUGAUUGGGUUACUUGCCCGAUAUCGUCCAGGUGGCAGCUCAGACCCUUCGUCACCAUGGUCUCUCUCUGGCAGAGUUAUUUACCCUCCAGUUAUACACCAAUGGAACCAGAAUAAAAAAGAGCAUUUGUCAGGCAUCAAUGUGCCAGCUACUCCUUUGUGCUAAUAAACAUUUGCCUACGUUUCAGAGACUUUCCCAGAUAGACUUUGGAGAGUAGUGCUUUGGAAAGGAUCCAAAAGUGAGAGAACGUCUUACAGAACACAGGCAGAUAGGCAAAGAGACAAAGUCAACAUGUGGGCACGGAGAUGUUUGUAGAAACAAGUGCAGACUAAUACAUAAGAACAUUUAUGUACCAGGAAACCUAAAAACCCAGUGUACACUCACACAGAUGUGUAGUUGCACAAAUGAAGAAUGAGUCCCUGCUGUACACCUGCAAAGAACAAAAAAAUGUAAAAUAAAAAAAAACUGAAAAUGUACGCAAACAUUUACAAGCAUGGAAGGACACACUCAGUAGAUACAGAUACUACUCUUACAGCUAAUACACAUAUUGCAUUUUUGUAAAGUGAACAGAAGCCUAAUUUCAUGUUAAAUCACAAAAUGAUACAAAAGGUGUAUAGUUAUGUAUAUGCUACACAAUGCUGUGAAUUUGUUGCUGUGCAGUUACCUGCCCUCGAACUUCCGGCUCAUUUCCUGGACUCCUGAAGCAUCAGGGUCACAAUACACUGGGUUAUCAUUUUGCUAAUUUUCUAUGACUGAAGUCCAGAUAUUCUCAGUAUACCCAUGCAAAACUACUGAAAAACGAUACAACACAACACAAAACCUGCAUUUAAAAAAGCAAGGAGGUGUCCCACCGUUUAUAUCAUCUGAUUCCAAGAAAUGGGGACGAUUUGGGAUCACCU
Messenger RNA from Bufo bufo (common toad), 3039 nucleotides. It is a transcript of the gene LRRN2, whose product is annotated as leucine rich repeat neuronal 2. The record is from RefSeq and is a predicted model, not a curated record. Lineage: Eukaryota; Metazoa; Chordata; Amphibia; Anura; Bufonidae. The transcript is spliced from 2 exons. Gene Ontology annotation, molecular function: protein binding. The coding region runs from base 200 to 2305 and encodes 701 amino acids.